Messenger RNA from Manis pentadactyla (Chinese pangolin), 9676 nucleotides. RefSeq names its product zinc finger protein 618 (gene ZNF618). NCBI's taxonomy places the organism in Eukaryota, Metazoa, Chordata, Mammalia, Pholidota, Manidae. The record is from RefSeq and is a predicted model, not a curated record. The coding region runs from base 394 to 3405 and encodes 1003 amino acids. The transcript is spliced from 17 exons.
UUCAUUUUAAUAGCAAUAAGACAGGGCUCUGACAGCUUCAAAAAGGGCAAUCAAGAAAUUCUUGUUUGCUCAACAGUGAGAACUAUUUAGGGUGGUGACAGGAGUUCAAAGUUACUGCAGACUCCAUAUAAUUUUCAACUUCUGAUGAUUUUUUUUAGCCUCUAAAGUAAUUGGUGAAAGUGUAAUUUAUUUGGAGGGUUUGUUGGUUGUUUUUGCCAAGUUGACUAUCCCAGGCGCAUCUGGAAACAUCACCAGGAGAAAUUCAGCUGGGGAGGAGACACGGGUAGGGUGUGAUUUCCAACAUGUUUUCUCUCCUCUUGGCAUGGUUCACAAAACAAACAGUUUUGAACCUCUUUGCUGCCUCGCACUGUUGAGACACAAGAGAAAAGCAGGAUGCGAUCCUUGCCCUCGAAUGGCUCAGCAUCCAGUGGAGGAGGCAGGAUGGGGAUGAAUUACUGCAGUAGUGUGGCUGACGGAGCCAGUGCGGCUGGAAGGAAAAGCACGGCGAACAGGGAGCGCUUGAAGCGCAGCCAGAAGAGCACCAAGGUGGAGGGGCCAGAGCCUGUGCCGCCUGAGGCCUCGCUGAGCGCCGAGCAGGGAACAAUGACCGAGGUCAAGGUGAAGACGGAGCUGCCUGACGACUACAUCCAGGAGGUGAUCUGGCAGGGUGAGGCCAAGGAGGAGAAGAAGGCGGUCAGCAAGGAUGGGACUGGAGAUGUGCCCGCUGAGAUCUGCGUGGUCAUAGGUGGCGUCCGCAACCAGCAGACCCUCGAUGGAAAAGCGCCCGAAGGCAGCCCCCACGGUGGAUCUGUGCGAAGCCGCUAUUCAGGGACCUGGAUUUUUGACCAAGCGUUGAGAUAUGCAUCUGGGUCCUAUGAGUGUGGAAUCUGUGGCAAGAAGUACAAGUAUUACAACUGUUUCCAGACCCAUGUCCGGGCACACCGAGACACCGAAGCCACCUCAGGGGAGGGAGCCUCCCAAGGCAACAACUUCAGGUACACAUGUGACAUCUGCGGGAAGAAGUACAAAUACUACAGUUGUUUCCAAGAGCACCGAGACCUGCACGCAGUGGAUGUCUUUAGUGUGGAAGGGGCCCCCGAGAAUCGGGCAGACCCCUUCGACCAGGGUGUCGUGGCCACGGACGAAGUGAAGGAGGAGCCCCCGGAACCAUUCCAGAAAAUCGGGCCAAUGAACAAUAUUACAUCAGAAAUUUUUAAGAAGAAAGAAGUUAGGCAGUGCCAAAAGAGAGAAACCGGCAAUUACACCUGUGAAUUCUGUGGAAAACAGUACAAGUACUACACGCCCUACCAGGAGCACGUGGCCUUACAUGCCCCCAUCAGUGCUGCCCCCGGGUGGGAGCCACCGGAUGAUCCAGACACGGGCUCUGAGUGUUCACAUCCAGAGGUCUCCCCAACUCCACGCUUCGUGGCAGCGAAGACCCAGACGAACCAGUCGGGGAAAAAAGCUCCGGCCUCCGUGGUCCGAUGCGCCGCCCUCUUACACCGCACCCCUCCAGCCACCCAAACCCAGACGUUCCGCACUCCAAACUCGGGAUCUCCGGCGAGCAAGGCAACCGCAGCAGAAAGCGCUUUCAGCCGGAGAAUAGAAGGCAAAGCACAAAACCACUUUGAAGAGACGAAUAGCAGCUCCCAGAACUCCAGCGAAACUGCAAGUCCCCUGAUUUCCAAUCCUUUCCCUCUCCUACAGAAACCCUACACCUGCGGCGCCUGUGGGAUCCAGUUCCAGUUCUACAACAACCUGUUGGAGCACAUGCAGUCCCACGCAGCAGACAACGAGAACAACAUUGCCUCCAACCAGUCCCGAUCGCCACCUGCUGUUGUUGAAGAGAAGUGGAAACCCCAGGCCCAGAGAAACAGUGCCAACAACACUCUGACCAGUGGUUUAACACCCAACAGCAUGAUCCCCGAGAAGGAGCGGCAGAACAUUGCAGAGCGGCUGCUGCGGGUCAUGUGUGCCGACCUGGGGGCACUGAGCGUGGUGAGUGGGAAGGAGUUCCUGAAACUGGCCCAGACCCUGGUGGACAGUGGCGCCCGCUAUGGGGCCUUCUCAGUCACCGAGAUCCUGGGCAACUUCAACACGCUGGCACUGAAGCACCUGCCACGCAUGUACAACCAGGUGAAGGUGAAGGUGACAUGUGCCUUGGGCAGCAAUGCCUGCCUGGGCAUUGGUGUCACCUGCCACUCGCAGAGUGUUGGCCCUGACUCCUGCUACAUCCUCACCGCCUACCAGGCUGAGGGCAACCACAUCAAGAGUUAUGUACUGGGUGUGAAGGGUGCAGACAUUCGUGACAGCGGUGACCUGGUGCACCACUGGGUGCAGAACGUGCUGUCAGAGUUCGUGAUGUCGGAGAUCCGGACGGUGUACGUGACCGACUGCCGGGUGAGUGCAUCCGCCUUCUCCAAGGCCGGCAUGUGCCUUCGCUGCUCAGCCUGUGCCUUGAACUCAGUGGUGCAGAGUGUGCUGAGCAAGCGGACGCUGCAGGCCCGCAGCAUGCACGAGGUCAUCGAGCUGCUCAACGUGUGCGAGGACCUGGCGGGCUCCACUGGCCUCGCCAAGGAGACCUUCGGGUCGCUGGAGGAGACCUCGCCACCACCCUGCUGGAACUCGGUCACCGACUCGCUGCUGCUGGUGCAUGAACGCUACGAACAGAUUUGCGAGUUCUACAGCCGUGCCAAGAAGAUGAACCUCAUCCAGAGCCUCAACAAGCACCUGCUCAGCAACCUGGCGGCCAUCCUGACGCCCGUGAAGCAGGCAGUCAUCGAGCUGAGCAACGAGAGCCAGCCCACCCUGCAGCUGGUGCUGCCCACCUAUGUCAGGCUGGAGAAGCUGUUCACGGCCAAGGCCAACGACGCGGGCACCGUCAGUAAGCUCUGCCACCUCUUCCUGGAGGCCCUCAAGGAGAACUUCAAGGUGCACCCAGCACAUAAGGUGGCCAUGAUCCUGGACCCGCAGCAGAAGCUGCGGCCCGUCCCGCCCUACCAGCACGAGGAGAUCAUCGGCAAGGUGUGCGAGCUCAUCAACGAGGUGAAGGAGUCCUGGUCCGAGGAGGCUGACUUCGAGCCCACCACCAAGAAGCCCCGCUCCGCCACCGCCGAGAACCCCGCAGCUCAGGAAGACGAUCGGCUUGGGAAAAACGAAGUGUAUGAUUACCUGCAGGAGCCCCUCUUCCAGGCCACUCCUGAUCUCUUCCAGUACUGGUCGUGCGUGACCCAAAAGCACACAAAACUCGCCAAGCUGGCUUUCUGGCUCCUCGCGGUUCCGGCCGUAGGGGCCAGGAGCGGGUGUGUAAAUAUGUGUGAACAAGCACUCCUAAUCAAAAGGCGGCGACUGCUCAGUCCCGAAGAUAUGAACAAACUCAUGUUUUUGAAAUCCAACAUGCUUUAAGACUUGACUCCAGAACAAAAGAUAGAAAGAAAAAGGAAAAAAAAAAAAAAACAGAACGUUAGAAAAAAAUACACACAACACUGUCACAAACCAAGAAAAGGAAUUUAAGUUCUAAACACUGUGGACCUCAUUAUAAAUGCCCCCUGGAAACGUAAGUGCUUUUCUUCAGUGUGUGUGUGUGCACAUGUGUGCUUGCCCACACGCAUGAGUACAUGUCCACAUGCGUGUCCUGUGGAUGUGGGGCAUGAGGGCUCUGUGCUCAGCUGCAUGGCCACAGAAGCUUUGCACAUGCGUGCACACACAUACAACCCUGGUGCAUGUACACGUGCCUGCUUGUGGGUAUGUGUACAUUAAACUGGGUGUGUCAGGAAAGCUGAGUGGGAAAGAGGGAAGACACUUCCCCUCCUUUUCUCAGUAAGGGGGCUUUAAAGACUCCAUUUUCAGGUGCGCAGAUUGGUAGAAAGCUGAUGUAAAAUGUUCAGGCAGCUGAGAUCUGAAGUGACUUGACGCUCUCUGUCCUUCACCCCAUGGUACCCCCACUUUCCUUUCAUGUCUACCCCCAAGCCCCUCUGACCCUGAUGCACCCACCCCACCCCAGCUGCUCUGCCAUGGAUUCUCCAGACUGCAUCGGACGGACAGUUUCUGCACUGGACUUUAUUCUUGUUCACCUUCAGGGCAUUGAGCUGCUACCCACGGGACACCCUGGGGUGUCAUGGGGCAGCCGCCUUAGAAACACACCUAUCUCUCUCCCCAGAUCAGGAAAGGAGACUUUAAGAAUAUAAAGCUGACACUUUGCUUUUUAUUAUAAGAUAGAAAGAAAAAAAAAAGACGUUUUUCAGAGAAGUAUAAAUAUUGUCUCCACUCCUGAAUAAUUUUUUUCCCCUAACAUUUUAGCAGUUUUUACCUUUUUGGGGGUUUGUUUUGGUUUUUCAAAUUUAAUUUAGACUCUGCUAGGAGGCACUGAAUGUCUGUAACUUAUGUUUUGGAGUGUUUUUUUUUUUAAUUACCCUUUUUGUUCCUCAAGUCACACUGUAAACUAGCUCAUCUCAGUGGUAAGUUCAAUAUCCUAAGGUUUUAUUAGCCUUCCCUGUACAGUCCAGUUUUCAUGUACUUGAACAGCUAAGACCAUGAACUUGUCUUUGCUGUUUGGAGACCAGGAGUGGGGUUGGAGUCACAGGUUUCACAGAUGCGGGGUUUGGUGGAAGCCAUAGGGAAGCAUGUGGCUUAGGAGUAAUCCUGAAUGUAAGCAGAAGAGCCACCCUCCUGGUUUGCUGUGUCUGGUACUUCGAAUGUCUGACUUAUAUACCCAGAGUGCAUUACACUACUCCACAUUGCUGACACGUCCAGCUCAGCAGGGACUCCUGAGCUGAUCCAUGCUCACAUCUGUCACACCUCAGACCCACAGCCUCCCCUCCCCAGGACCCCGAGGGUUCCGGUGGUCCCCUUGCCCACAGCCCUGGGGGUCCCCACACAAGCCUCAGCCCUCCUUCCAGGACAGUAGUUGAGCAUGGUGCCUUGUGGUCCAAACGAUGUCUUGAGGGUGGACUAGCAUCAGGCCACAUUCAACUUGACGCUGUGAAAGACGUCUUUAGGCUUUUCUCCCCGUGAGCAAUUUAAGUUCUGCUCCCUCGAUCCAAGUGCUAAGAGGGUGGCCCCUUUCGCCUCACAAGAGGUGGUCCUGUCAGGAUCAGCAUUCAACCCCCCCACCCCACCUCUUCCUGAACAAAGCGUUGGUGGUCCUGUGUCCCCCCAGUGCCCGUGGCUACAAGACAGAGACGGUUACAUCAUGGGCUCCAGGCUGAGACGACUGCCAUGGUGGGGGGCUCUUGAAAGGCACCCUCUGACAUCCAGAGGGCCGCCUGAGUCCACUCCCUCCCUUCCCAGUAAUGAAGCAUCACUCAACUGCAAGAUACCUCGACUCCAAAGCACUGUACAACAGCCCUCUCCCUACCGCCUUUGGCGGGCGGGAAAGUAUCAUUUAAAGACUCAAAAAGGCUUAGGACCGAGAACCAGAGCACUGUCCCUGGGGGCCAGGCCUGCUCACUCUGCCUCAUGAGAACUACCCUGGCGCCCCCCUCUGAGUCUUGGACAUACUGAAAUGCAUUCAAGUGGGCCGUUCACAUCCACUCCAGCAGGCUGUGGUCUCAGGGACCAUCGUGGCAUUUCUUCCCCUGGAGAAGUCCUGGGUGUUCCUCCACUGCAUUUCGAACUGAGGUCAUGCCAUCAGAAGAGUCUCCAUCCACACUGGACAGUCACCUAAUGUCACUUCGGAGAGAAUAUGGGACAUCAGCAGACUUUUCGAUCCGAACUUGAGGGCAUUGCAGAAGGUAGCUGCAUGGUGACAGAUGCCUACAGCAAAGGUCCCUCCAGCUUUGCUUUGCUGCUGGGAAGGGUCUGUGACCUGGCACUUGGAGCUGCCCGCUCGAGUGUGCACUGGGAGCAGAGCCUUGGAGCCCAUCCUCCCUCUGCAUGGAGCAGAGCUGUGCUGGUGUUGCCCUAUUUACUGGACCAGUUAGAAGACAGGCAUUUCACUUUCUGGCAGAGCCAUCAGAAAGCCUAGAUACAUGUUUGCUUCUCUUUGGAACACUGGGAUAUCUGCCCUCCAGAAGGAAAAUUUGAGUGAGUCUUACUAAACUCUAGUUAUCGUCAUGUGUCACCUCCUGUUCUGAUCUUGCUUUCCACCCCAGUUCUGUCCAUAGGGCUUGGCUUGCUCUGCUGGUUUGAUGUGAAAACUACGAGGUACUGUGAAAGCUGUCUCCUGGGACUGCCUCGUCCAGAUACAGUAACAAGGUGGCAGGGAGUCCACUUUUUCUUGCAACCUCUGAUUCCCCAGAAACUGGUAUUGCCAGCAGGAAAGGCAGGUCCCAUAGUGCAAAUCCUCCUGCAGUGACCAGCUUGAUAAAACCCAAAGAUCUCACAGGUCCAGCCGCUGGCCCCCUUAUUCUCAGCAAUAUCCACCUUAUCCAAAUUCUAGUUCAGCCAAAGGAUUGAGGUAGGCUCUUCCAGUUUAUCUCCUGGCAUCCAGCCUGGCCUUGACCUUCUGCCUCCCAGAUCUGUGACACUGUUAAGACUUUCCACCAAAGGCCCUUGGGGGCUGGCAGAUCGGGAGGUGGGGGUGUUCCUAUCAUGUUCUCAGCAGCUCAGGAUGGUCGCCUCCUGACUUGGUCACAGUUUGCCUCAAGCCAUGUGAUUCCCAGGACAGAAAUGGUCCUUGUUUUGAUGUCCAUGGACCUGGGAGGGCAGGUGGAUGAGGGACACCUCCACUCCACAGGGUGUUUUCUCCUCAUCUGAGGUCAGUUGGCUUCAGCACCAAAGCCAAAGGCCACAGCCUCGUGGUGGUCCCUCCUGUUUGGAGUAGCCUGGGGUAUGUCUGCUCCACCAAGAGCAGCGGUGCCAUCCCAGACACCGAGCAUGGGUGCUCCUGGCCCAGUACUCUUCUCUCUUCCCUGGGCCUAGGUCCACCAGCCAGGCCUCCCUCUGGAUGGGAGUUAGAAACCAGGAACCAAAGCAGAGGGACCACCUGAAGCAAGGAUGCUCAGCCACCGACCAGCCUGACAACCUCGUGCCUGGCAUUCGGGGAUUGGCUCUUGGCUGGGGACAGGGUACCAAGGUUCCUGGUGAGGAGAGGACAGUCCAAUGACACAGCUGAGGAGUUACGGGUCUCCAGGAUUCCAGGAGGGACUUUUUUUUUUUUGACAUCAGGACUGUAGGCUGGCAAGCGUCCUCUCUUUAAGUCUGCUCUUUUGUCUCCUGCACUUUCAAGAAACACCAGAGAAAAACUCUACAAGGCGUGUUUUCCACUGUGAAACCUAACCUCUGCCUUUAGGAGUCCCCUCUGCUUGCACAGAGCUCCCUGCUCCUGCCUGGACUUGGACUAGACUCCCUGGAGAGUGGGCACCUGGAGAGAUGUCAGGGACCCAGCAUGCACUCUGGGGGUCACGUGUUCACAAGGAAGGUUUGGAAGGAAGCUGGGCUGCAGAUGGAGAUGGGAGGCCCCGGGAAGAAGGGCCCAGAAGGGGACAGUACCUGGAUGUUGUCAUCAUGGUGGAUGUGCUUGCAGAGACAGGAAGAGGAGAUGCAGUCACCUCCUACCCCACUGAGUUGGAGCAAGUUCAUGGCUUCGCUCUUGCCAUGGGAACAGCGGCAGCACCUGUGUCACCGGGACCUGCCUGAGGGCUCCUAGAAAGGCUGCUGGUUUAGAGAACCAAGAGACUUGGGAAGGCUCAGGCUGUCCCCUGGAGGCAGCAGAUGGGGGCUCCUGUCUUGGCCCUGCCAGUGCCACCCGGCCCUCUAUCUCCAGCUGGGCCAGUGGGAGAACUGGGAGGGGGCCUGGCCCUCUCUUCACUGUGGCUAAUGUUUGCUAGGCCAGUUAUGGUGAACCAAUGAUAGUGUUUUUCCCUUUUAAAUGUCCCUCCCCAUUUCUCCUUUUCAGGGUUUUCUGGCAGAUGCUGUCAUGGUCAUUUUUCUUUCUCUCAUUAGGGUUUGAGGGUCGUGGCUGGUGGAGGCCUACCUUUCCCUGAAGGGGCCUGUGGUUUCCAUGCAAAGAGUGUACCUGCUCCCACCUUGGUGAGGGUGAAGGUGGCCACUGUUUGCUAUAUUCAUGCCUCCCACAGCCACCGCCACGGGUGUCGCUUUAAAGAUCCAACUCCUGCACAGAGAAGGAAUGGCUAGGUUUGCAGUUGGGCGCCAGCAUCAGGACCCAUGAGGGUCCUAGCCACCUGCGCAUCCCACUGGGCACCUUGACUCUUCGAACCAAAGUUCCUUCAAGGGGCACAACCCAGCCUUGUCCACAACCUCAGGGACCUGGGAUCCCUGUGGCGCUUCCUGAAGUCCAGGUUGGCAGAGACCAUGGGGUCUGAGGCCAGCUGGAAGGAGAGGGGCUCCUCCCACAACCCAGGUGCCAGCCGGUCCCCGCCUGGGACCCACCCUCUCACCCAGCCAAGGUGACUGGGUUUCCUAGUGGUGAGCGGGCACGUGGCCUGGCACAGGGCUGGGACUCACCAGCCAGGACAGAGAGGGACCUGCGGGGCUGGAGGCUCUCAGACCCACCCCGCAGCGCGUCCAGGGCCGUCCAGAUCCCAAGCAUCAGGAAAUCAUUUUGUACGACCACCUGCAGCAGAGAUAUUUUUUAAAAAGCAUAAAUUAUUUUCAGUUGUUUUCUGAUCCUACCUUUUUCUUUUCCCCACAACCUCACGUCGGUGACUCUUUCACAUCAGGUAAAUCUUGAGAAAGCGUUGGUGCCCCCAUCCCAUGCCCCACUCAGUAACCACGUGUGUGCACCCCAUUCUUUCUCAAUAGUUAAGACGUUCUAGGCAAUACCAUAGGCACAUCUGUGUCUGUCUCUUUGAGUGCAAGAAACUCAAGUCAUCUUAAAAAAAUACAAAAAAAAAAAUUUACAAAAAAACAAACACACAAAAAAAAUAUCUUUUUUAGGCCAGAGUUUUCUACAGGUAUUAAUGAAUAUUUUUCUUAAUCCUUAUAAGUUUUAUGUGUUUAAUAUUUCUUAAUACCGGUAGCAUUAAUUUAUACUUUUGUAGCAACACAAUAUUUUUAUAAACAGCCAGUGCUUGGCUCAAGUCUCCACAAGGGGUUUAUGCAGGGCCAUCUUGGCACCCUGUGUACCAUGUACUGUAUUUAAAAAAAAAGUUACCUAGUGUCACCCUUGCUGUGUUAAUUAACAAAAGACGUUGUUUGCGGUCUCCUGUGUCAUUGGUGUGGAUCCAACAGCUCUCCGAGGAGCCACAUUGCAUGGGGGUUGAGUUGACGGUUCUUGUUGUGAUAUGUAAACCCCCGAGACCCAACUUGAGGGUUUAUUUAGGGUUUUCUGUUUGUCCUUGGGUUUCUCGUUCCACUUUGUUUGGGUACCGUUUCUCCAUUUACAGCCGAAUCAGUCUCGUGAUAUUUAAAGCUCUUACUGAUGUCAAAUGGAGGAAAGGAACAGAAAGAAGAAAAAAAAAAAAAGAUUUUUACAAAGUAAUAAAAUUUAAAACUGAGCUGUUUAAAUGUUGCUGUUUUUACCUGUCUGUUCUUGUCUGAAAGUGGGACAUUCCCAGGAAGGAAAGGAAGGUUCCACUUGGUUCCUUAAAUCGCCAAAAGCCCCCACCCGUAUUUCAGCUGCCCCUGCCCUCUGAAUUCUUGCAACAUUAUUUCCCAGUUGGUUGAUGCCGAGGCAAAAAGACAUCCUUUUAACGGUUAGAGAGGAUCAGUUGCUUAAAUGAUUUCAUGUCAGUGUUGUAUUUAUGGUUUUACAAUAAAACGAUCUUUAGGAAGA